Messenger RNA from Selaginella moellendorffii, 500 nucleotides. RefSeq lists its product as uncharacterized. Bases 25 to 348 code for a protein of 107 amino acids. The record is from RefSeq and is a predicted model, not a curated record. The transcript is spliced from 2 exons. NCBI's taxonomy places the organism in Eukaryota, Viridiplantae, Streptophyta, Lycopodiopsida, Selaginellales, Selaginellaceae.
AUACUCAAAAGUAUUAAGCAUCUGAUGUCAGAGUGCAUAAGUAAGUGCCUAGAGCCAUCGCAAUCAGCCACUAAGUUGCUUGCAACUGGCGAGAACAUUGCGGGGACACGCAGGUCGCCUAACAAUCCAUCACGCCGUGUGUUGAGAAGAGUUAACAAAGAGAGAAGAAAGCACAAGCAAAACAAAGCACAGAUGUAUGAGAGUUUGUCUCGACGGAGUUUGUUCGCUCUUGAAGAGUUGAAAGCACGCAGCGUUUGGCGGGGAAAGAGCGAACAAAAGGAGGAAGAAAAGUUGGCGAUGGCGAUGGCGACUCUAUCGUCUAGGGAGGUGUUUAAGGCUGGGGAUUAGGUGCUUGGCCAUUUUUUCUCUCCUCUCCUCCGACUGUAUGGUGAAAGAAUGUGACCCACUGUUUCUAUCUCGCCACCGGCGGUAAAUCUGGAGCGGUAACAAAAAAAAAGUGAGAAAAAUUUGACAGCGGAGUUUCAAAGGGAACUUCAGAA